This is a messenger RNA of Salvia miltiorrhiza (redroot sage), 1149 nucleotides long. Its product is annotated as formin-like protein 5. The record is from RefSeq and is a predicted model, not a curated record. Bases 1 to 1149 code for a protein of 382 amino acids. The transcript has 2 exons. Lineage: Eukaryota; Viridiplantae; Streptophyta; Magnoliopsida; Lamiales; Lamiaceae.
AUGACUCUCAUCCCACUCCCUCCUCCGACCUACCAUCCAGCGACCCAGAGGCGCGCCGGCGCCAGCCCACCGUCGCCCUCCCGCGCCUCCACUCGGCUGACGGCUCCCCCCUGUGCGGCUGUCCCUCCGCGCGCCUCGAAGCUCCGAGCUCCGACAGCGCAGAAACACUCCAGGCCUCCACCGGCCACCGCGCGGCCGCGCGCCUCCAAGCUCCGAGCUCCGACAACACAGAAACACGCCGUGCCGCUCCCCCGCGCAGUUCCCAGCAAGAUCUGCGCCAAGAUCCGCCGCCCUGAGGCCCCUACCGGCCCCGUCCACCGGGCCGUGCCACUCUCCGCCGCGCCGAGCCCCUCCUCGAUCCGCGCACUGCGCCCAGCCCUAACUUUGAUUGAUCAUUUGGUUGAUGAUUUUGUUGAGAAUUUCAGGGAAGAGGAGCUCGAGCAAGUUAUUUUCAGUGCGCUAAAUGACGAGGAUGCCAAAACAGAGGAGAAUGACGCUAUUCGAGAGAUUAUCAUGCAGCUGUACUCCACGGACGAAAUUCCAAUUCGGCACCUAUCGAGCAGGAUGCCCAAAUUGACCAGCACAGAACCGAUUUUGCCAUCUGUUAUGAAGCCAUCGGAGCUAGACUUGAAAGAGGUAGGGUUUGGGUGUCAUUUUGAAGAUUCUGGAGAAUUUGGGGUCAAAUCGGACACUUUGCGAAGUGUGGUGGAGUCAACUGAAAUUCUGGAAAUUGAUGUAGGAUUUGACCUAGUCAAAAUUUCCCCCAUCGUUUCUCUCUCAAUUCCACCUCCUCCAAAACCCACUCCAGCCAUCUCCACUCGCAUCUCUCAUCCUGAAACACCGCCGCCACCGCGACCCCCUCCAGAACCGCCGCCGCAGCCACACACCUCCAGCCUCCAUCUCCAACCUGCACCCACUGCUGCUCUCCAAUUCCACAAUCCAACACCUCUCUGUUCCAGCCAUCAUAUCUUUUCGUCUGCAUCUGGAAAUCACCACCGCCAGCCUCCACUACCGCCCUCCAUCUCCACUCGCAUCUCUCCUCCUGAAACACCGCCGCCACCGCGACCCCCUCCAGAACCGCCGCCCUCCGCUCUCUGCCGGCAUCUCCACAAGGCAGCGUGCACGGUGAUGUCUUUCCCUUGUGUUUGA